Messenger RNA from Colletotrichum destructivum, 8190 nucleotides. RefSeq names its product Putative Acyl transferase domain superfamily, phosphopantetheine binding ACP domain, thiolase. Bases 1 to 8190 code for a protein of 2729 amino acids. The transcript has 4 exons. Lineage: Eukaryota; Fungi; Ascomycota; Sordariomycetes; Glomerellales; Glomerellaceae. The record is from RefSeq and is a predicted model, not a curated record. Gene Ontology annotation, biological process: fatty acid biosynthetic process; secondary metabolite biosynthetic process. Gene Ontology annotation, molecular function: 3-oxoacyl-[acyl-carrier-protein] synthase activity; fatty acid synthase activity; phosphopantetheine binding.
AUGGAUACAGAACCGUCCUUGGGGCACAGAGCUAGUUGCCGGCAACAAGAGAAGAUUGCUAUCGUUGGCAUUGGAUGUCGGUUUCCAGGCAAGGCAUCGAGCCCUUCUGCUCUCUGGGACUUGCUCAGCAAUCCGGUCGAUCUCUCUACACCCAUUCCUCCAUGGAGGUUUAACAAGGGCGGCUUCUACCAUAGGGACGCCUCGCACCAUGGAACAACGAACAGUAUGGGCUCCUACCUCCUUGAGGAUGACGACGUCAAAAUGUUCGAUGCCCAGUUCUUCAACAUCGCCCCGCAAGAGGCCGAAUCCAUGGAUCCUCAGCAUCGCUUGCUGUUGGAAGUGGUUUACGAGGGUCUGGAGGACGCGGGGAUUUCUCUUGAAACGACGUCUGGCACCAACACCUCGGCCUACGUUGGGCUAAUGUCAGCAGAUUGGCAAGAUCUGCAGCUACGAGACGUUGAUGACGCCCCAAGGUACCUCGUAACGGGAGGUGCGCGUAGCAUCGCAAGCAACCGGCUGUCGUACUUCUUCAACUGGCACGGACCGAGCGAGACCAUUGAUACGGCCUGUUCUUCCUCACUUGUGGCUAUUCACCAUGCCGUACAGUCACUGAGAACUGGCGAGGCUAGCAUGGCUGUGGCAGCUGGAAGCAAUCUCUUGCUAGCACCGGACAUGUAUGUCAUGACAAGCAAUCUAAAUAUGCUGUCAUCCAGUGGAAGAUGUCACAUGUGGUCAUCUGACGCAGAUGGCUACGCUCGUGGAGAAGGCGUCGCUUGCGUCAUUCUCAAGACAUUGUCGAGCGCCCUUGCCGCUGGUGAUCACAUCUAUGCUCUCAUUCGUGAGACUGGGGUCAAUCAGGACGGCCGGACAUCGGGUAUCACGAUGCCUAGCUCUGCAGCCCAGAGCCGUUUGAUACGCGACACCUAUGCGAGGGCUGGCCUGGACCUCACGCGCAAGGAGGACCGAUGCCAAUUCUUCGAGGCCCACGGCACAGGCACGCCGGCAGGAGACCCAUUAGAGGCCCAGGCUAUCUGGGAUGCCUUUUUCCCGGAUGGAGAAAAGGCAUCAGAUGGUGCCAUCGCUUUUCCGGACGAGUUUUAUGCUGGUUCGGUGAAAACAGUAAUGGGUCAUCUUGAAGGCUGCGCUGGGCUGGCAGGCCUCCUCAAGGCGACCCUCAGCAUUCAACGCGGGCUCAUUCCGCCAAACCUGCACCUGAGCACUCCCAAUCCCAAGAUAGCACCUCUUCUGGGCCCAGGGAGGAUAUCGGUGCCAACCGAACUUAUACCUUGGCCCCAGAGAGAAUCUGGUGGCAACUCUACCAAGCAGGCACCGCGGCGUGCAUCUGUGAACUCGUUCGGGUUCGGGGGAACCAAUGCCCAUGUCAUCUUGGAGUCACUCGACGACAACGAAGUCCAACAGAAAAGCUCCUCUGAUGUGAUAGACGGCGUCCGCGAAGGGUCCAAACCAACUGCGCCAGUCAUCAUUGUACUCUCUGCCGCCUCCGAGCCGGCCCUCGCCGAUUUGACUUCUCGAUACGCAGACUACAUCGAAAAGCACCCGGGAGUGGACCUCAUACGCCUGGGUCUAACAACCCAAAGACGGCGGACCAGACUCGCACACGGCAUAUCCUUCACCGGAAGAACAAGAGCAGCGCUGGUCCGACAGAUGAGAACAGCUUUCCAAGCAUUCCUCGACGGCGGCAAGAUCGGCGUCAUGUCGUCCCCAAACCGGCCUCUCAGCAAACCCGUCGAGAUACUAGGCGUCUUCACAGGCCAAGGAGCGCAAUGGACUGGCAUGGGGGUCAAGCUACUGGACUCAUGCCCGACUUUUGCCCGCACCAUCGCCGGUCUCGAUGAUGCUCUGGCCAAAACCAUGGCAGAGGAAGAGUCUAGGGAUGGAACCACCAAGCCGUGGUCGCUCAUUACCGAGCUCAGAGCCCCCGCAGCUACGUCCCGCGUUGGAGUGGCCGAAUUCGCACAGCCGCUCUCCACGGCCGUACAAGUUGCUCUGGUUGAUGUUUUACGUACCGCCGGAGUCAACUUCUCCGCAGUCGUCGGGCACAGCUCUGGCGAACUAGCAGCUGCCUAUGCGACUGGUUUGAUUUCAGCUGCUGAUUGUAUCCGGAUGGCGUACUACCGCGGCCGGUUCUGCAUGUUGGGUCGCAGCCCAAACUUUGACACCGCCACCAACGAUUACAAAAAGGGCGGCAUGGUAGCCGUCGGCCUCUCGAUGGACGAGGCACAGGCACUUCUUGCCGAGGACGAGCUCAGUCUUGGCGGGCAUGUCAUCGUGGCGUGCAACAACUCCCCCAAAAGUGUUACUCUCAGCGGGGACCUCGAGAAGCUUAGGGAGUUGAACGCGGUUUUGCGAGAGCGAAAUAUCCCGUCCCAGAUGCUCAGGGUCGAUCAAGCGUACCACUCGCCGCACAUGGCUCGCGCCGGAGUUGCGUACCAAGAGGCUUUGGCGAGAUGUCGGCUCGAAGCACCGCCGCAGCACCCUUCGAGCAAAGCGUGUACUUGGGUCUCGAGUGUGUACCCCGACUGGGACCCGAUUACCACUCAAGACCCAGAUGCGGUGCCGGAAUCGGUCAGAAAUGCGCAAUACUGGGUAGAAAACAUGAUGUCUCCUGUGCGCUUCCGCGAGGCCCUCGAAAAGGCCGCGCCGCUCGGGGAGACUUCUCUCAUCCUAGAGGUCGGCCCGCAUCCCGCGCUUCGCCGCCAGGUUGCAGAUACGUGGGCUGCGGCGGGAAAAUCGUGUCCAUACCGUGGAACCCUCGCCCGGGGCGCCGAUGACUCUGAGGGUCUAGCUGGCCUUCUCGGCUUCCUGUGGCAGCAUGGUGUGCCGGUUGACCUGAGCAUUCUCAAUUCGGCACCCAGCUCUCAGCAGUUGUCGAAGGCCCCGGUCAAAGGCUCGCUUGCUUGCACUCCCCUUUCGGGGUUACCAACCAUGCCUUGGCAGCACAACCGUGUCUACUGGCGAGAAUCUGCCAAGUUGGCCCAGUUCAUCCAUCGAGAGGAAGCGAACUGUCUCCUCGGACACUGCGUCAAGGGCGAAUCGAGCUAUGGCGGCAUUCAGCCCAUUGAUACAGUGAGUUCGGUUGCAGCGGGAGGGGGCUUCAAGAUGCUAAGAGGAUGGAGCUGGCGACAAAUCCUCCGUCUGAGUGAGCUUCCCUGGCUUCAUGGCCACAGCGUCCAGGGUCAAAUCGUGUUCCCGGCGGCAGGCUAUUGUGUCAUGGCGAUGGACGCUGCGAAGCAACUAACCAAGGGUCUGAGGGGCCUUCCGGAAACCGGACUGGAUACGGAUCUUGAGCUCGAGGUUGUGGAGCUUCGAGACAUCGAAUUUGGCCGAGCGGUUGUAUUCCCAGACAAGGGCAACGAAGGGGUGAACAUCUCGCUGCAUCUACACGACAUCCAAUUCAGAAACCAACGCAAAGACACCAGAACUGGAAGCGGUGCAAUGGAGCUGUGCGCCGCCUUUUACAUCGAGGCUCAACCUACUGCUGUCGGCGAACCAGGCCGCUCCAAUGUCCCUAAUGUGGCAUGCUUUGGCCGCAUUGUCGGCAUGCUAGGAUCGUCUUCGCGCAAUUCCGGUUUUUCAGAUGCAAUGCCUCCCUAUAUCAAAGAUCCCGUCUACAUGCAGUCUCUGUCGGCCUCCGCAGUGUAUGAAGCCUACGCUCAAGUCGGCCUGGAAUAUUCAAAACCGUUCCGGGUCGACACCAUGGAACGAUGCCUUGGCCGAGCCAGGUCGACUGUAAAGCAUGCAAACGUUUUACCAGAGGGCCCAGCAAGCGAAGACAGACCGUCCGAAGCAGAGAAUUUGUGCUUCCCUGUGGCGUUGCUUGACAAUGCCUUCCAGACAUCUCUGGCAGGCUUCUCUGCGCCGGGGGAUGGCAGAUUGUUGGCGCCGUACCUACCACGCAUCAUUCGGAGAUUACGAGUUGACCUUGCCACUUACGAGACCAUGAUAAAUGCCGAAACCUGCAUCCUUCUCGAUGCCACGCUUCAAGGGCGUGCAGAAACCAAAGAGGGAGUGGAACACUCUGAAGGAGGCGGCACGGCCGCAUGGGUGGCCAACAUUGAAGGCGUCAUCAUGGAGUCACAAGGUGACUUGGCCGAGACCCAUCGUAUGAUACUCCAAGUCGAGGACCUUAAAUGUGUCAACCUCCUUCCGACCCACGGGCCUUACCAGGAAGGCAUCUUCAGUGAAGAGAUUUGGAGUCCUGACACGGAAGAUGCCUUGCAAGAGUUUUCUCUCGAAGCGGAUGGACCUGGCGAGAGAGACGCACUGGAAGUGGUCGAACAGCUGACACAUUACUACAUGUGCCAGGUGUAUGAAAGUUUUAGUGCUGAUGAAGCGCAUGAUGAAGCCAAAACACCAUGGUUCAUACGACGGUUCUGGGAGUGGCUUCAUCAUCGUCUAGCCCAGGAUGGUCACUCUGCAUAUCGAAAUCCAUGGCGCAACGAUGACGGCCGCGUCGAGCGCCUCAUGCGGCGUGCCGAAUCAGCCAAGCAUCGCGUCGAAGUAAAGAUCCUGCAUGCCGUCGCGCAAAACAUCCUGAGGGUGAUGCGACAGCAGGAAGGACCAACUAUCCUCGAGGUCUUAUUACAGAACGAUAUGCUCGCACGGCUGUAUACCGAGCCUGUCAUGUAUGCCCGCGCGAACCGCUAUCUUGGCAGAGUAGCGGGGGCGAUCUCGCACCAAUAUCCUCGAUGCAAGAUAUUGGAGAUUGGUGCAGGCACGGGAGGUGCAACAGGAGCCAUGUUCAACGGCCUCGACGGGGCGUACAGCUCGUAUACGUUCACCGACAUAUCGAGCAGCUUCUUUGUGAAAGCUCAGAACAAGUUCAAAGACGAGGUCGACCGCAUGGUUUUCAAAACGCUGGACGUGGAGAAGGACCCAGCAGAACAGGAAUUCUCGCCGGCCACGUACGACGUUGUGGUCGCCUCCAACGUUCUCCACGCCACCAAAGACAUUGAAAAGUCUCUGACCAACGUCCGGAAGCUUCUCAAGCCAGGUGGAUUCUUGCUCCUCUUGGAGAUCACGGAUGUUGACAAGGUUCUCGUGCCUUUUCUGAUGGGUGCCGUUCCCGGCUGGUGGUUGUUCGAGGACAAAUGGCGAGCGGGCACAUAUAGCCCACUUCUCCCAGUAUCCAAAUGGGACCAAGUACUCCGACAAGUUGGUUUCGAUACGGGGACCGAGUUCGUGUAUGAUGACAUGGAAAAUGAACACCUGUCUAGUGUCAUGGUUGCACGAGCGACAGAUCAAGAGUGGAACGCCUUCCGGAGUGGCUCGACAACCUCCAAGACUGCUUUCAAGACAGACAAUCUCAUGAUUAUAGGCGGGCCGAACAAACCUAGUGGCAAGGCCAGCUCCAGCGGUCGUUUGGCAACUGGUGUUGUAUCAGCAUUGUCCCAGUUCAGUAGCACCGAGGACCACCGGCAUCCUCUAAAGAUCGUCACGUUCGACGGCCUUGAGGCCGCGGCGGCCUCCCCCCUCCUCGGGAAUAGUCUGAUACUGGUCGUCUCGGAUUUUGACAAGCCGGUGCUGGACGACACAAAGGCCGCAGAGUGGGAGGCUCUCAAACACAUCUUCACCAGGGCAGGUCAUGAGAUCAUCUGGGUUACGCGGAAGAGAAUCCGUGGCGAUGAUCCAAAGCAAAACAUGAUUGUGGGACUGGGGCGGUGCGCUCGUUUCGAAAACCCGGCCUUGAAGCUCCAGUUUGUCGACCUGGAUGAUGAGAACUGCGUCGACGCUAUUAGGACUCUGGCGUUGAUGACAUGCCAAGCACGCGUUUUGACGCCUCCCGCUCGAGACGCCGGGUCGGACGAUACGGUCUGGCUGCAUUCGAUGGAGCCCGAGGUUGCCAUCGAGAAAGGUCGACUGAUGCUGCCGCGUCUCGUUCGUCUCCGCGACGCUGACCAGCGUUACUUGGCGCGUCGAGCGGGCCUCGUGCCAGAUGACGAAGACCAAGAAGCCGAAAGUGAUGCGGACGAGGACCAAGAAAGACACCGUUGUGGACCUUCUAGGGUUGAGACUCUGUCACCAUCGAAGGAAAGCGUGGGUAGUAUGCCGCAUCCAGACCUUCCGCAACUAUCUCCGCCGCUGUCAGUUGAUGAAGGUUGCUUUCCUGGCUCCAUCUCUGACCGAGAGCUUCGUCUCUCACACCCACAUGGACUUCGACUAAACGGACCACACGAGGCUCCCCUAUUCAUCUCGCUCUCGAGUCAUGGAGAGUCUGGAAAGGCCGUUGUGAUAUCGACACGCUGCCCCGACGAUCCGGCCAUCGCCUCGACUCAAGCCGGUGCUUUUCCCGUGGGCGCCCCAGAAGAACUUUUGGCAUCAACAGAUGCUGAAGAAGCAUUCCUCGCGGCAGUUGUCCAAUCUGCUGCGGCCACCAUGGUCUUCCAAGCCACGGACAGUUGCGGGAAAGCUUCAGCGGCCAUUGUGGUGAUAGAGCCGAACGCUGCUUUUGAGCAUCUCCUCACCCAACUUGCAGAACGAUAUGGAACCCACUUAUACGUCGUCACGUCUAGAACGCCGCCGCAAGGAAGAUACCGCAGCAAUACUGACGUGUCAUCGAGCUCGGUGGCUGUGAGUUACCUCCACCCAAGACUUUCAGCCCACAAAGCGAAGACACUGCUCCCCAAGGAUAGGGCCGGUGUCAUCGUGGACUGCACCUCAUUCAGAAGCCCUGACCUUACUACCGACGCCCCUUACAACGCGAUAAACUUCAAGUUCCCCAAGCAUUGGAAGCGCUUCAGCGAAGAACAGCCUCUGGCAUGGGUCAACAAGAGUUGGCAAGCUUCAGCCCCCGGUCAAGUUCCUUUCCCUCCUUCGAGCCUACCAGUAUCAACUAGCGGACUGUCCACUCUUGUUAGAGAUGCGAUCGCACUGGCAGUAGACAUGGUAUCAACGUCUGAGGCUCUCUUUAAGACCAACAAAGUUGCCAUGCUUGACUGGCGUGCCGAAACAAGGACAACGAUGCCAACCCAAAAACAUGGACAGACCCAGACCCGUCUUCUUCCAAAUCCACGAACUCUCUUCUGCCCGGACAAAACUUACCUUUUUGCCGGCAUAACCAGCGAUCUCGGACUAUCCAUUGCCAAGUGGAUGGCCGAAAACGGCGCCCGAUCGUUUGCCCUGACCAGCCGCAGCCCAAAGAUUCCACCCGUGUGGCUCCAGGAGAUGAGCAAGCUCGGCGCCCAGGCGGUCCGCGUUUUCAGCAUGGACGUGACGGAUCCAGACUCCGUCACCCGCACAUGCGACACCAUCAGCAACUCCAUGGCCCCAGUUGGAGGCGUCGUAUUCGGCGCCAUGGUUCUGAAAGACACUCUGCUGGAGAAUAUGCCCCUCGAAACCCUACAAGCGACGAUGGCCCCCAAAGUCAAGGGCGCACAUCUCGUGGAGAGUUAUUACCGAGACACCGAACUUGACUUCUUCAUCUUCAUGUCGAGCAUGUCUGCCAUCGUUGGGAUCAGGGGCCAGUCCAACUACUGCGCAGGAAACAUGUACGGGCGGGCGCUGAUCGCCAAUCGUCGCGCGCGCGGCUUGGCUGCAUCGACAAUCGAUCUCUCAACCGUGUUUGGGGUUGGCCAUUUUGCCAAUGCGGGAGCCUCCAACCUUCAAACAGUCCACGCCAAUCUGGAGGGCUUUAACACCCUGGCUAUCGGCGAGGCCGAGUUGAUCGAUUCCUUUCACGAAGCCAUCAUGCGGGGGCCACCGGAGGCGUCGGCCACUGGGGAAGUCAUCAUCGGGCUCGGCUCCGAGACGGCCAUGUCUCCUGACCAACCUGUCCCGGCUACUUGGCACGAUAACCCUCGUUUCGCAAACUUCACAGCGCGUGCUGAUAGGCGACAUGGACCUCGGGGAGGUGCCGGGACGGGGGCAGGGGCCCGAAGUGCCGGGACUGGCAGAAACGUCCGCGAGGAGCUGGCACGCAGCACCACAGAGGAAGCGCGGUUGACGACUUUGAGCACCUGUUUUGUCGCUCGGAUCCAAGAGAUUAUGCAGCUCUCUGCGUCUACUCUAAGGAUGGAUGUUCCGCUGACGGAUUUGGGCAUUGAUUCACUGGUCGCCGUUGAUUUGCGUGGUUGGUUUUUCAAAGAGUUGGAGGUGAGCGUACCUGUUUUGAGUAUUCUCAACGGAGAAAGCGUGAAAGAUGUAUGUCGAACAAUACUCUCGCAAGUAUAA